AUGCCGUACGCCAACCAGCCAACUGUCCGCAUUACCGAACUGACUGACGAGAAUGUCAAAUUUAUCGUGGAGAACACCGACCUGGCGAUCGCAAACUCCAUCCGGCGAGUGUUUAUAGCGGAAGUCCCGACAAUCGCCAUUGACUGGGUGCAGAUAGACGCCAAUUCCUCAGUCCUCCAUGAUGAGUUCAUAGCACACAGAGUGGGGCUCGUCCCCCUCACCAGCGAUGACAUUGUGGACAAGCUGCAGUAUUCCCGGGAUUGCACAUGUGAGGAGUUCUGUGCAGAGUGCUCGGUGGAGUUCACAUUGGACGUUCGAUGCAAUGAAGACCAGACCCGUCAUGUGACCUCUCGUGACCUCAUCUCCAACAACGCCCGCGUCAUCCCGGUUACGUCGCGUAGCAGAGACAAUGACCCCAAUGACUAUGUAGAGCAAGAUGAUAUUCUCCUAGUGAAGCUGCGGAAGGGGCAGGAAUUGCGUCUCCGAGCUUAUGCGAAGAAAGGGUUUGGAAAGGAACACGCUAAGUGGAACCCAACAGCGGGGGUAGCUUUUGAAUAUGACCCAGACAAUGCACUGCGGCACACAGUCUACCCCAAACCGGAAGAAUGGCCCAAGAGUGAAUAUUCUGAAAUUGAUGAGGAGGAAGUGCAAGCCCCAUAUGAUCCCAAUGGGAAGCCAGAGAGAUUCUACUAUAAUGUGGAGUCCUGUGGCUCUCUUCGGCCAGAGAAUAUUGUCCUGUCUGCACUGUCUGGUCUGAAGAGGAAGCUAAGUGACCUGCAGACACAGCUGAGUCAUGAAAUUCAAAGUGAUGUCCUCACUAUAAACUGA
This is a messenger RNA of Staurois parvus, 828 nucleotides long. Lineage: Eukaryota; Metazoa; Chordata; Amphibia; Anura; Ranidae. The record is from the annotation of a GenBank genome assembly.